AUGAGUUCUCCAAAAGCUGCGAUAUCUGAACUGUCGGAAAGUCGUAACCAUCAACUUAGAAUGUUUGCAAUAUUUAUGAUGCCGAAUUUGAUUCAUUACAACGACAAGAAGAUAACAGAUGAAGAACGUUAUCAUGCGAAUAAUUAUCACAAAUGUUUAGGGCCAAUAGAAUGUAAAUUAUUAAAUUAUAAGGCAUACCCUCCUGUUGAAGAUCUGAAAAAACUUAUCCCCGAGUCCAUUCAAGAAAGUGAUGAUGAGAUUUCUAAAUUGGAUGAUCAUGAUUACAUUAUGAAUGUCGAAAAAGGUCUUUCAUCAUUUAAUUUAUCAUUAUACUUUAAGAAUCCUGACAAAAAGAAUGCUACGAAUGAUUUAGAAUUAUUAUUAAAACGUCGUGCAAAAUAG
Clunio marinus is the source of this 402-nucleotide messenger RNA. The record is from the annotation of a GenBank genome assembly. Lineage: Eukaryota; Metazoa; Arthropoda; Insecta; Diptera; Chironomidae.